Phalaenopsis equestris is the source of this 4675-nucleotide messenger RNA. RefSeq names its product clustered mitochondria protein. The record is from RefSeq and is a predicted model, not a curated record. The transcript is spliced from 29 exons. The coding region runs from base 187 to 4362 and encodes 1391 amino acids. Gene Ontology annotation, molecular function: protein binding. Gene Ontology annotation, biological process: organelle organization. Gene Ontology annotation, cellular component: cytoplasm. Lineage: Eukaryota; Viridiplantae; Streptophyta; Magnoliopsida; Asparagales; Orchidaceae.
GAAUUGGGAUCAUUAAAAAAAGAGGAAAAAGGGGGCCUUCUGAGCUUCAAAAGCGAGCAAGACCUCCCAAUACCCUUUACAUCCGCCGCCAUCUUCUCCUCUGUUCUUCCCUAAAACGCUCUGUCUCUACAUUUCUCCAUCUUUCUGCUAUUGCAGUCACUUUCAUCCUUUCCCGAGGAUACGAUAAUGGCCGGGAAAGCUAACAAGGCAAAGAACAGGGGGAAAUCCCUUAAUCGGACUGCUACUGAAUCUUCAGAGUCGCUGCCUUCAAAAGAAGUUUCAGUUUCGCUAGAUUCUGGUAAUAGGGAUGUUCCCGAAGCCAAUGGUGCUGCUGAUAGUAAAGCCGAGAAUUAUGAGGAGGUGACUACAAUUGCUCCAGAAGCUACGCCAACAACAGCAGAAGCAGCAGAAUCUCGUUUGUAUCCUGUACCUGUCAAGACACCAUCGGGAGAAAAACUAGAAUUGCAGUUAAACUCAGAAGAUUCUGUAAUGGACAUCAGGCAGUUUCUACUUGAUGCUCCAGAGACUUGCUUCUAUACCUGCUAUGACUUAGUCCUGCACGCUAGUGAUGGCUCCCCUCACCAGUUAGGGGAUUAUAGUAAAAUCUCUGAAGUUGCAGACAUUUCUACUGGUGGAUGCUCCAUAGAGAUGUUUGGAGUUCUAUAUGAUGAUAGAUCUAUAAGAUCUCAUGUUCGUCGUUCCCGAGAUCUGAUUUCUCUUUCCAAUUAUCAUUCAUCGUUGUCCACAUCACUAUCCUUGCAGCAUGAACAUUCUCAACAAAAGUCUUCAGAUGCUGUCAAAGUGGAUACUCCAGAGUUAGAUGCUUUAGGAUUCAUGGAAGAUGUUUCUUGCUCUGUCUGCAAUUUUGUGGUCUCAUCACCUAUGGAUAUUAAAUGUGUAGAGAGCAUUACUUUUUCUUCUUUCAAUCCUCCUCCGAGCUAUAGACGGUUAGUUGGAGAUUUGAUAUAUGUCGACAUUAAAAUUCUGGAAGGUACCGAGCUUUGCAUCAGCGGUACAACUAAGGGUUUCUAUGUGAAUUCGAGCACAGGAAACAUAUUUGAUCCAAAACUAGCUAAAACAGCACACGAGGCUAGCACACUAGUUGGUUUGCUUCAAAAGAUAAGCCCCAAGUUCAAAAAAGGUUUUCGUGAAGUUUUAGAACGAAAAGCUUCUGGACAUCCUUUUGAAAACGUUCAGUCUUUGUUGCCACCAAACGCAUGGUUGGGUGUCCAUCCAAUUCCAGAUCAUUCCAGAGAUGCAGCAAGAGCAGAGGAUGCCUUGGUUCUUUCUUAUGGGAGUGAAAUAAUUGGAAUGCAGAGGGACUGGAAUGAAGAGUUACAGUCUUGUCGGGAGUUUCCUCACAAGAGUCUUCAGGAAAGGAUCUUACGGGACAGGGCGCUUUAUAAGGUGACUUGUGAUUUUGUAGACGCAGCAACUAAUGGUGCAAUUGGAGUCAUAAAUAGAUGCAUUCCUCCUAUUAAUCCAACUGAUCCAGAGUGUUUCCACAUGUACGUACACAACAACAUAUUCUUUAGCUUUGCUGUGGAUGCGGACCUUGGAUUUAUAUCCAAGGAUCAGAUGCCAAGUGGUGACUUUAAUCUCUCUGAAGAUCAAGACGAUACAAAGACUUCAAGUAAUACAGUCACUGAGAAUUGUGGUGACGCAUUUCAUGGGAAAUGUAAGGAAUUGAGUUCCACUGCCACGAGCACAAGUACAGGAACUCAGACUGUUUCAGAUGGUAAAUCUGUUGCUGGUGCUGAGACGCAGAUUGCUGAGAGUGAGCAGGCAACAUAUGCUUCUGCUAAUAAUGAUUUGAAAGGAACUAAAGCAUACCAAGAAGCUGAUGUUCCUGGGCUAUUCAAUCUUGCCAUGGCAAUAAUUGAUUUCAGAGGUCAUAGAGUAGUUGGGCAGAGCAUUAUACCAGGAAUCCUUCAAGGGGACAAGUCAGAUUCCCUUCUCUAUGGCUCGGUUGACAAUGGGAAGAAAAUCUGUUGGAACGAAUCAUUUCACUCCAAGGUUCUGGAGGCCGCCAAGCUAUUGCAUUUGAAAGAGCACACAGUUUUAGAUGGUUCUGGCAAUGCUAUCAGAUUAGCUGCUCCAGUGGAAUGCAAGGGCAUUGUUGGGAGUGAUGACAGGCAUUAUCUCUUGGAUUUGAUGAGGGUAACUCCCCGUGAUGUUAAUUACAAUGGACCUGGAUCCCGAUUCUGUGUGUUGAGGCCAGAACUUAUUUCUUCCUUCUGUGAGGUUGAAUCUGGAGAGCAGCUGGCUUCACAAUCUAAACAUGAAGUAGAGCAGCGGGAUUCACUAUCUAAUCAUGAAGCCCCACCAUCAUCUGAUUCUCCAAGUCUUGAUGAUAAGGAGAAUUUGAAGGAAGAAGUUGAGGAUGAUAGAAACACAGCUUCUGUUACUGCUGAAAGUUCUCAAGCAUGGAAAGAAAUAUGCUUAAAUCCGAAUGUUUUUACCGAGUUUAAAAUGGCAGGAACUGAUAAGGAGAUUGCCACUGAUGAAGCAUUAGUGAGAAGGGCUGGUUCUUACCUCGUGGAUACUGUUCUUCCCAAGUUUGUGGAAGAUCUUUGCUCCCUAGAGGUUUCACCCAUGGAUGGUCAGACAUUAACUGAAGCACUUCAUGCUCAUGGGAUAAAUGUCCGGUAUCUUGGUAAAGUAGCUAACAUGAUGAAGCAUUUGCCUCAUAUAUGGGAUCUUUGCACCACCGAGAUCAUUGUUCGGUCAACUAAGCAUAUCCUGAAGGAUGAAUUGAGGGAAACUCAAGAUCACGAUCUCAGUCCAACUAUUUCACAUAUUUUUAAUUGCUUGUUUGGGCAUGUAUCUAUGGAAGCAAAGAGUAGCGCUAGUAGUCCACAGUUAAAAGCUCAAAAGAAGGAUCAAGCACACCAUCACUCAUCCAAAAAAUCUGGUAAGGGGCAAAUGAAAUGGAACCAUGGCCCAUUUUCUAGAAAAGUUCAUUCAUCACAGACACAUUUACACUCUGAAGGAGUAUGGUCUUCCAUUCAGGAAUUUGCAAAAUUUAAAUAUCAGUUUGAAUUGCCAGAUGAUGCAAGAUUACGUGUUAAGAAGAUUUCAGUGAUCCGAAAUUUGUGUCAAAAGAUAGGAAUAACAAUUGCUGCACGAAGAUAUGAUCUCAACUCCGAUUCGCCCUUUCAGACUUUAGAUAUCCUUAAUCUCCUACCUGUUAUCAAGCAUUCUGUUCCAUUGUGUUUAGAGGCUAAGAAUCUGAUAGAAAUAGGAAAAGCUCGGUUGUCUGAGGGCACGCUAAAUGAGGCCUAUACCCUUUUUUCGGAAGCAUUUUCUGUACUUCAACAGGUUACAGGUCCAAUGCAUAGAGAGGUUGCCAAUUGUUGUCGGUAUCUUGCAAUGGUUUUAUAUCAUGCAGGUGACAUGAAAGGAGCAAUUACCCAGCAACACAAGGAGCUCAUUAUAAAUGAACGGUGUCUUGGUCUUGAUCACCCAGACACUGCUCACAGCUAUGGAAACAUGGCUUUAUUCUACCAUGGUCUUAAUCAAACUCAGCUUGCUCUGAAACACAUGUCCCGAACACUGCUGCUCCUCGGUCUCUCUGCGGGGCCUGACCAUCCUGAUGUUGCGGCAACGUUUAUAAACAUUGCCAUGAUGUACCAAGAUCUUGGGAAUCUUCGAUAUCUACAAGAAGCUUUGAAGAAGAAUGAGCGGCUUCUCGGUUCAGAUCAUAUCCAGACUGCAGUUUGUUAUCAUGCACUCGCCAUUGCUUUCAACUGUAUGGGCGCUUACAAACUUUCCAUUCAGCAUGAAAAGAAAACUUAUGAUAUAUUAGUUAAACAACUUGGGGAGGAUGAUUCAAGGGCACGUGAUUCUGAUAAUUGGAUAAAAACGUUCAAAAUGCGUGAGGCGCAGGCUAACGCGCAGAAGCAGAAAGGACAGGCGGUGAAUGCAUCAUCUGCCCAAAAAGCAAUUGAUAUUUUGAAGGCAAAUCCCAACCUGAUUCAAGCGUUCCAGGCAGCCGGGGGUGUAAACAAUUUAUCUAUGGAUAGAUCCAUUAAUGCAGCCCUAGUUGGGGAGGGUUUCCCUCGAGGGAGAGGGGUCGACGAACGAGCAGCUCGAGCUGCAGCCGAAGUUCGCAAAAAAGCAGCAGCAAAAGGCCUUCUCGGCCGUCCAAAUGGCACUCCAGUUCAAACAAUUCCUUGGAACCAAUUCCUUACCAUCCUCAACAACUCAACUGCUUCGGAAACAGAGCCAAACUCUCAGUCAAAUGAGCCCAACAAGUCAAAUGGAGCCACCGAAGGCGAGAAGGCGAGUCAGACCCCUGCUGGAUUGGGAACCGGGUUGGCUUCCUUAAAUUCCAAGAAACAAAAGCAAAAAGCCAAAUGAAGAGGCAGAUUGGCCUUGAAUCACACUUAUUAUUAGGUAAUUCAUACAGAAUCAUGAGCACACAACGGCUGUAUGAUCAACAAACAAAUGAAUUUGAUGGCUGCAGCUGGGUUUCUGCGUACAAAUUGGCAGUUGAUUUCUGCCUUUUAGAUCUUUCUAUUUUGAUUUAUUGGUAAGGGACCGCUGGAGGUGGUUUUUUAUUUUAUUUUAUUUUUUUGUUUAUUUUAUUUUGUUUUUGUUAGGAUUAGGAUGCAGCGUACCAGAACUGAGAUGCCAUUUUCUCACGCGAGAUAUCAUUGUAAAAAAUCAAAGU